This is a messenger RNA of Lachnellula hyalina, 1083 nucleotides long. RefSeq names its product Aldo-keto reductase. The annotation marks the transcript as partial. Lineage: Eukaryota; Fungi; Ascomycota; Leotiomycetes; Helotiales; Lachnaceae. The record is from RefSeq and is a predicted model, not a curated record. The transcript has 5 exons.
GCAGAAUCAGCAAAUAUGGCAGGAGAAAUCGCCGAAUCCCUCAAGCUGUCCGUCGAGAAUAGCAAGGCCGAGUAUGUACGAUUGGGAAACUCGGGGCUCAGUGUCUCGGUUCCCAUUUUCGGGGCUAUGAGCAUUGGGCAUCCGGAUUGGGCACCUUGGGUUUUGGAUGAGGAGAAGUCACUUCCUCUACUCAAAGCUGCGUACGAUAGGGGUCUCAAUACGUGGGACACUGCCAAUGUGUAUAGUAAUGGGGCUUCGGAGGAGAUCAUUGGGAAGGCGUUGAAGAAAUACGAGAUUCCGAGGCACAAGGUCAUUAUUUUGACAAAGUGCUUUGCUGCAGUUGGGGAAGAUCCUAGUGUAAGGUCCUUCUUCUUUCCAAAAGAGGUCGGAGCCUCCAAGGAUUAUGUCAAUCAACGUGGACUCUCCCGCGGGGCUAUCUUCAACCAAGUCAACGGUUCUCUCAAGCGUCUCGAUACCGACUACAUUGACCUCCUUCAAAUUCAUCGCUUUGAUCCUGCUACACCCAUCGAGGAAACGAUGGAGGCUCUGCACGAUCUAGUUAAGAGUGGAAAGGUCAGAUACAUCGGUGCUUCGAGUAUGUGGGCAACGCAGUUCGCACAGAUGCAAUUCGUUGCAGAGAAACGGGGCUGGACGAAGUUUGUCAGUAUGCAGAAUCAGUACAGCCUGCUGUAUCGGGAGGAAGAGAGGGAGAUGAAUAGAUUCUGUAAAGACACGGGCGUUGGCUUGAUCCCGUGGGCACCUCUCUGUCGCGGUCACCUCGCUCGUCCCGCCGAAGCACUUGGGACCACGGUCCGCAGCAAGCCCGAAGCAGACAAGGGAUUGACUGAAGUCGAUUACAAGACCAUUGCUCGCGUUCAAGAACUAGCCGAGAAGAAGGGCUGGAAGAUGAGCCAGGUUUCGUUGGCGUGGAUCAAUAAGAGGAUCAGCAGUCCGAUUAUUGGGUUCAGUAGUAUUGAGAGGAUUGAUGAGGCGAUUGAUGUUAGGGGAAAGACGUUGACGGAUGAAGAACAGAAGUAUUUGGAGGAAUUGUAUGAGCCGAAGGCUAUUUCGGGACAUCAGUAA